Messenger RNA from Hipposideros armiger (great roundleaf bat), 684 nucleotides. NCBI's taxonomy places the organism in Eukaryota, Metazoa, Chordata, Mammalia, Chiroptera, Hipposideridae. The record is from the annotation of a RefSeq genome assembly.
AUGGCGUAUCCCUUUCAAUUAGGCUUCCAAGAUGCCACAUCCCCCAUUAUAGAAGAACUAUUACACUUCCACGACCACACACUAAUAAUUGUCUUCUUAAUUAGCUCCCUUGUACUUUAUAUUAUUUCAGUCAUAUUAACAACUAGCCUUACCCAUACAAGCACAAUAGAUGCACAAGAAGUAGAGACAAUCUGAACCAUUCUCCCCGCUAUUAUCCUUAUCAUAAUUGCCCUUCCAUCGCUACGAAUCCUCUAUAUAAUAGAUGAGAUCAACAAUCCAACCCUAACUGUAAAAACAAUAGGCCACCAAUGAUAUUGAAGCUAUGAAUACACAGACUAUGAAGACCUUAACUUCGACUCCUAUAUAAUCCCAACCUCUGACCUAAAACCAGGGGAACUGCGCUUACUAGAAGUAGAUAAUCGAGUAGUCCUACCCAUGGAAAUAACUAUCCGUAUACUAAUUUCAUCAGAAGAUGUCCUACACUCAUGAGCUGUGCCCUCCCUAGGCCUAAAAACUGAUGCCAUCCCGGGCCGUCUAAACCAAACUACUCUACUGUCAACACGACCUGGCCUCUACUAUGGUCAAUGCUCCGAAAUUUGCGGGUCAAACCACAGUUUUAUGCCAAUUGUCCUUGAAAUAGUUCCCCUGAAACACUUUGAAAAAUGGUCAUCAUCAAUGCUCUAA